GUAUAUAAAAUGUCAUUUAGCCAUUUACUACUGACUCAUAAUAAUGGGGACAAGAUUGCGCCAGAGCGUGAAAAUUGUCGGAAACCUUCGAGAAGACUGGCAGCUAAAGUACUUCAAUUCAAAAUGGCCGACGAGAAAGGAAAAGCAGAAGGAUUGCCAAGCCAAAAUUACGCUGCUGUUAAACCUCCAUUUACGGCAGAUUACGAAGUUUUAAAAGGCAUGAAAGUGCCGGAAAGUAUCACAGUCAAUUCUGAUAGAAACAUGCAGCAUUUUGGUGAGGAUAAACCUUCAUUUCAGGGGAAUCAAAUGUCGGUUCCUGACAAAAUUGUUUGGAAUGGAGUUGAUCAAAAUGCGACACAAGUAAACUCAAACAUCAAUUUGCAAAGUGGCGGAGUCAAUUUAGAUAAUUAUAUGGGAGGCAUGGUGACACCUCCUAGGACAUUGACUGUAGACGAUGCAACUUCUCGUUAUAUCGACAGAAGAGUUGAUGACAAAAAUGAAAGCCGCCAAACAGGAUUUGAGAGGUUGUCUAAAAACAUAAUUGAAGAAUCGGAUAAUGCUGAUGCAAUUUCAAAUCCAAGAAUUCAAGGUGAGAUAACUCGACUGAGAGAGCGGGUUGAGUCACUGGAAAAUGACAUGAAUGCCAAACAACCAAGUCGAUUUUGGACAACAAUUGGCUUUUGGUUUCCAAUUAUUUGUCCCAUUAUUGUCCAUUGGUAUUUUUGCAAACGUCAUUAGAAACAUCUUUGCAUUCAAAAGCUGAACCAUUACGAUUAAAAUGUGUAUGGAAUACACUAUGGUGUCAUGAUUUACAAUGGCAACAAGUUCUACAACUGGGGUAGGGUAAACAAAAGCAGUUUUUGUCUGGAUGGUAGGCAGAAUAUGGAUUGUAGUAUAGAAUCAUAUCCAGGUGGUGGAUAUGUGACAGGGAAAUUUAAGUUCCAUAUAUGUGUUUAACUUGCAAAAUGUAUGAUGCUAACAAUAACUACAGUACAGAACAGAGAAUUGAACCACUAUUGCAGUUUUUAUUUGCA
Molecule: messenger RNA, 1034 nt
Organism: Dendronephthya gigantea
Lineage: Eukaryota; Metazoa; Cnidaria; Anthozoa; Malacalcyonacea; Nephtheidae
Exons: 2
Coding region: 10-738 (242 amino acids)
Source: RefSeq, a predicted model, not a curated record